AAUCCAAUCCACCCUAAACUUCAUUUGCGUCGAAGCUUCCGAAGCUUUGUUGCGGUUUGGUGUGUCUUUUAUUUUUACGUAGAACUCAUAUCGAUCCGAUAUGCCGCGUCCGAGAAUGGAUUUUGCGACUAAUAAGUGGCGAGGCACCACGCGAGCAAGAAUGAACAGCCCUGGAGGUUAUGGGCACUGCUCAAUUGGCUCAUUCCUCGGUGCUUCUCGAAGGCCUGGUCAAGGAGGAGUUGCUCAGUGAACUACUAGUUUGAGUUCCCUGAGACGGACACCACUGACAUCACCUACAGUGCUGAGGUACAGGCUUAAUGGCAGAUAUCAAUAGGAGAUGAUGGAUCCAGUGUUACAUUCCUGUGGCUUUUUGGUUGUUUCCCAAUUAUUGAAGGGAGUUGCAGGCUUAUCAUGGGCGACACAGUGCUUUGCUCGCACCUUCACGGAGUACAGCAGUGUGGGGAAGCAAGUCGAGGACAGCCUCUCUCGAUUUCUGUCCCGGGGGCGCUAUGCUCUUCCAGGACCAAGCAAGAAACACAGUGCAGAGAGGCAAGGAGGUAAAAUAAAGGGAGUAAAACAAAAGGAACAGGGACCGGUUUCCGUGAACAUAACAGCCGAGAAAACAUCUGAGCAAGCUGACACCUUACAGACAUGUCAGGAAGCAAGGAAAGGUUAUUUUUUCACUCAUCGUUUACAUUUGGGUGAUUAA
Ixodes scapularis (black-legged tick) is the source of this 709-nucleotide messenger RNA. RefSeq lists its product as uncharacterized. The record is from RefSeq and is a predicted model, not a curated record. The coding region runs from base 338 to 709 and encodes 123 amino acids. Lineage: Eukaryota; Metazoa; Arthropoda; Arachnida; Ixodida; Ixodidae. The transcript is spliced from 7 exons.